Trichobilharzia regenti is the source of this 996-nucleotide messenger RNA. The record is from the annotation of a GenBank genome assembly. NCBI's taxonomy places the organism in Eukaryota, Metazoa, Platyhelminthes, Trematoda, Strigeidida, Schistosomatidae.
AUGAUGAGUAGACGAUCAGGGAACCCCGUCAACCCCUUAUUAUGCAUUACUGUCCGAUUAGAACAUUACGUUGAAUUACGCAUAACUGAUAAAUACUCAACACCAGUAUUUCAAUAUCGUCUUGAACAACACUUUUCUAGUCCAUGGAAAGAACCAAGAAGGCGUAUUAAAACAAAACUUAUCCUCACGUAUACAUCAGUCAUAUUGAAAAAUGCAUCAUGGUGGCCAUAUCGUAGUAUUAAUUCAAUUGACUAUAAAUCAAUACAAAAAUUUAUUACAUUUAAUCAAGAGAAUUUAAGAUUUGCUAUUGGGAUAUGUGAUGAAGAUUUCGCUGAAAAACAAUAUGUUGUUAUGUCAGCAAAAAACUUCUCGGAUAUUGAAAAAUUAAUUCAGUUAAUUCAUUCACAAUUAUUAAUAUGGAAAUAUUCGUUAAAAGAUGAAGUUGAUCAAUUUAAUCCAACUAAAAUGAAUAAAAAAUCAAUGAAUUCAUUGAAAUCAAUCGAUAAAAGCACUUAUUUAAAUGAUGUGAAUGAACAACAUUCAGGAAAUAAUACAUAUAAAAUACGAAAAGUAUAUAAUAAUAAUAAUAGUAACAAUUGUCAAGGGGGGCAUGGAGAUAAGCAAAGAUCACAUCAUACCUAUACCAAUUUAGAUGAUGACAAUAAUGUACAAACACUUGAAACCCAACAAAGUACAUCACAUAAUUGUAAUUGUGGUAAUAAAGGACAUAAAGUAAAACUGAAUAAAAAGACAAGAGAAAAUGAAAUUAAAAGUCAUCAUAAAAACUGUCAAACAGACACUGAGUAUUAUUAUUAUCAUCACCAUGAUGACCAUCAUUAUCACCAACAACAUCAUCAAUAUGCCUCAUAUCCUUAUGAAAAUGAUCAGAAAGCAUGGGAAGUAGAUAUUAAAUAUAUACGUUAUGAUCCUGUACUGGGAAAUAUUUUAGAUGAUAAGGGUUCAGUUUAUUUAUAUACUGCACAUGAAAUUGCCUAA